AUGCCCGCCGCCCCCCCGCCGCCCCCCCGCCCGCCCCCUCCUGCCGCAGCCUCACUCCCCGCCUCCCCUCCGCCGCCUCCAUCCUCCUCCUCCUCCUCCUCCAUCGCGCCUCUCGGCCCCCGCGUCCCUACCUGCGGCGGGGGCCGCCCGCCCCCCUGCGCCCCCCCUCCCACCCCCCCGGGUUCACAGGCGGCCCCGGCCCGGCCGCGGCCCCGCAUCGCCCGCCGAGCCGCCGCACCGCCCCCGCCGCCGCAUCCUGCGGCGGGCCCGGCCCGGGCGGGCCCCCGCCAGCGCCGCCCCCCCGCGGGCCCGGCGGGCGCGGGGUGGCAGAAGGGAUGGGGGGAGCCGCCGCUGCCUGGCCCCGCAGAGCCCCCUCCCCGGGCUGCGGGAGCAUCCCGCGGGCGCGCAAACCCCCCGAAGUUGCGAGGGCGGGUGCGGGGCGGCUCGGGAGCCCCGGGGCGGCCGUGCGGGGCCGUGCGGGCGGAGCGGGGCGGGGGCGGCGGGGAGGGCACAUGCGCCGUGCGCGCACUGCGGAGCGGCGCGGGCAGCGCGGGCAGCGGCGGAGCGGGGCGAGGGCAGCGGGAGCGGCAGCGGCGACCGCAGCCCCGCGGCCCCGCACGGCCCCGCCGCGACGGCGCGGCCCCCCCAGCCCGGCGGAGGAGAGGCGUGAGGGCUCUUGGGCAGGAUGCCGCUGGUGAAGGGAACAUCGAGCCCCGGCACCUGUGCCGGGGGGCUCUGCCCGACGUGACGAGUGAGCUGGAGUGUGUCACCAACAGCACCCUGGCUGCCAUCAUCAAGCAGCUGGGCAGCCUCAGCAGGCACGCUGAGGACAUCUUCGGGGAGCUGUUCAAUGAGGCCAACAGCUUCUACAUGAGGAUGAACUCACUGCAGGAGAGGGUCCUGCUGGUCAUCAAGGUGACACAGCUGGACUCCACCGUGGAGGAAGUUUCGCUACAGGACAUCAACAUGAGGAAAGCCUUCAAGAGCUCCACAGUGCAGAACCAGCAGGUUGUGUCUCGCAACUCCAUCCCCAACCCGGUGAUGGAGAUGUACCAGCGCUGCGACACCCCGCCGCUCAACAUCCUCACACCCUACAGGGAUGAAAAGGAUGGCCUCAAAUUCUACACCGACCCCUCCUUCUUCAACUUAUGGAAGGAGAAGAUGUUGCAGGCAACAGAAGAUAAGAGGAAGGAGAAGCGCAGACAGAAGGAGCAGCGGCUGGUGGAGGACUCCACCCGGGAGGUGAAGAAAGUGAGGAAAGCCCGGAACCGGCGGCUGGAGUGGAACAUGAUGGCGUAUGAUAAAGAGUUCCGGCCCGAUAACAGGUUCUCACCAUCCCCCUAUCACAUGGCGUCAUCGGAAGGAUCACUGUCCCCAGAUAAUAGAUCCUAUGCGUCGGACGCGGCCGACCACUCAUACCCCGACCCCAACCAACCCCCCGCAGCGCUGGCCCCGGUGGAGCACAAGGAGGGGGUGCUGGCCCCCCACCCCCAGGAGCACGUGUACCGCCCCCCGGGCAGCCGCCAGAACAGCCUCAGCCGGCUGCAGCAGCCCCACGCGCCGCCGCCGCCCGAGGCUGUGCUCAACGGCCGACCGCACCUCGUCAAGGAUUACGGCCCUCAGCCGGUGCCCAUGGCCGAGUACUUUGUGCCGCGCCCCCCGCCCCCACCACCCGUCAUCCUCGCACAGACGGCCUUCGACAGCCCCAUCUCGGCCCCCCCUGCGCUGGCCCCCGGCUCGGCCGGCCCCCCUCCCGCCUACCGGCCCCCCCCCCCCCCCCCCCCCCCCCCCCCCCCCCCGCCCCCCUCCGGCCCCAUGGGCCCCCCGGUGGCCCCCCCCCCGCCCCCGGGGCCCCCGGCGGUCUCUGCCUCGCCGGCGCACUCGGCCUCACCGCCCGCCCCCACCGUGGAGCCUCGGAAGCCGCAGAUCCCACUGAUGCCCAUGAGCGAUGCCCGGAGCGACCUGCUGGCAGCCAUCCGCAGGGGGAUCCAACUCCGGAAAGUCCAGGAGCAGUGGGAACAAGAGGCCAAGAAAGAGCCCGUGGGCAAUGACGUGGCGACGAUCCUGUCACGGCGGAUCGCGGUGGAGUACAGCGAGUCCGACGACGACUCCGAGCUGGACGAGAAUGAGUGGUCAGACUGAGGGGCCCCGGGCGGCUGGGCUGGGCUGGGCUGGGCUGGGCUGGGCUGGGCUGGAGGAACCCCCAGCUCUGCCCCGGGUGUGUACAGGCGCCUCCCCCACCGUCACCGACGAGCGCAGGCGGCCCCACUCGUCCAGAGCUUUGCUUUACACUUUGUCCAAACCCUGCGGGCAGCAGCAGCACUGGUAGGAUACACCUCAGAGUCAGUGAGACCAGACAUUAGCAGCACCUUCACGUUUAAUGACUUCCAAAAUUCUCUGAAGGCAGGUUAAUAGGAUUGCUCUGGGUUUACACCUGGAGCAGGAGCAGAGGCUGGCCCUGAGUGUGCUUUGUGCGAGGAGGGAGCCCCAGAGGCAGCAGUGCUUUUCCAGCUGGACGGUAACUGUGGUGACGAGAAGCUCCUGGAGAAGAAGCCUGUUUGCACAGGUGUACCACCAUGGGAGCUCAGGGAUGGCCCUGCAUGGGCCUGGGGACCCUCUGCUGUCAGAGUUUUUGGGGUCAGGCAGCUCCAAAGGCUGCCCGUGAGCAGGAACCUCCUUCCCCUGAGGGUGGUGCACCACGUUUAGCAGCAGCUCUGUAGGGAUGAUUCCCAUUGUACUGUCACUCCCUGGAGAAUCACAGAAUGGUUGGGAUUGGAAGAGACCUUUAAAGCCCGUUGAGUCCAAUCCCUUGCAAUGAACUGGGACCCUUUCCACUAGACCAGGCUGCAUGAGAAGACCAAGGUGUUGGUGACCUGAGCCUGUUUCUGUCCUUAGAACUGGUUUUCUGGGAGAAAAGGGUGAAGGCAAGGCUUAUGUGGCUGGCAGGGACACACAACCUUGUCUUUGCCAGCGAAGGAUUAAGGUGUCCAGGGAGCUUCCCCAGACCCAGCUCUCCUUGGCCUUAAUGUGACACCAUUUCAGUAUUAUUUGAAAAAGAAAAAGAAGUUAAUUAGACAAUCUGCUGCUUUUAGGUAAACUCUUAACUUGCCCUUUGCAGCCCCACAUACUGUGCCUGCACAACUGAGACCAACUCAGAGCCAGGCACUGGUUCCCCCUCCCUGAUCCUGCCCCAUUCCCUAUCCCACAGAAGGGUGCUGGUGGGGGAGCUGGAGAGCCAGGCCCCUGCCACAGCACUGAAAAUACCUGUGCUCACAUCAAAAUAGAGUGAUUCACCCAAGACUUUUCUCCUCCCUUCACGGAGAGAAGGGGUGGGAAUACUGAAAAUAUCACAGUCAGGUGCAAAAACCUGCAGAGAGCUGGGAGACAUUCCCCAUAAGUGGAAAAUGGGCCAGGACCAGCCGUGGACUUGCCAGAAUGGUGUCGCCAGGCCCUCUCUUGUGUUCCCUUAUACCACGAGACUCUGAAUGGGGGAAUACUGAGGCCCCAUGUUGCAGCUCUUCUGGGGAAAGCCUGGGCUCUGUGCCUGCCUCUCUGCCUCUCCCAGUAGCCAUGUAGCUGAUGGCUACAACAGUAGGAUUUUGACUUUCCAGAAGCAACCAGGCCAGUAAAGGAGGUGGGAGGGUAGGGCUGGGACCCAAAGGCUCAUCCUUAAGUUCAUAGAAUCCUAGAGUGCUUUGGGUUGGAAGGGACCUUACAUCUCACCUCAUUCCAAUCCCGUGCCAUGGGCAGGGACACUUUCCUCUAGACCAGGUUGCUGGUUCCUCACCCUGAGAAGUGCUGGUGUUGAACAACAUCCCAAACAUCUGCUCAUUUCCCCUGGUGAGAAACUUUUCAUGGCCAGAUGUGGUGAAUCCUCUUGCCCAGCUGCUGAGAAAUGCCCCCAGGAGCUCUCCUUUCUCUUGGCUGCCACAAAAUGGUCUCCUGUCCCUUGGGAGUGACACCUCCCACAUCUCCACACCUGGACUGUGAGCUGUGGUACCGAGUGGGCUUGAGCAGAGGGGCAGCAUGGAUGUGGGAGGGGCAAGGCAAGAAGCAGAAGUGCAAUAGGAUGCAUGGAAUAGCUCAUCUACAAACCCAAGGAAGCAGGGCUGACCAAAGGAGGCAGGGAGUCACAAUGCACCAGGAGGUCAGGAAAUUCCUGAUGCUUGGUGCUCGCCAAGAGCUCUCGUUUCUGAUGUAGACCCUCUGAAACACAGGGAACUGACUGCAAAAGCUUUUGGCCAAAGCCUGGCCAAGACAGAGAGCCCCUGUGAUGGGCCUUCCUUGGGAAAGCAGCUGGGAUUUGACCUGGAACAUGUUCAGAAGGAAGUGUUGUAAAAAUUCAGAGCAACAUUUCAGCAGAUUCCUGGUGGUAUUUAUUGUGGAGCGUUAUUAACGUAGACACAAUCGUAAUCCUGUUUCUGUGUGAAGAGAAAGUGGAUUUAUUUGGAUAAUUUAGAAAAAGUGAUAAAUUUUUUGAGGGAGAGAGAAUAGCAGGGGCUGGGGGAGCUGCUCUUACCUGUUAUGGGGGUCGAAGGGCUGCAGAGUCAGUGGGGGGAACCAAGUGGGGGCUCAGGCAGAGCCGAGUCCCACCAGCCCUGGGAAAGGGCUCAGGGACACAUGGGACUGGCUUGUCCCUUGGAUCUCUGACUGGCCCAAUUCUGCAAAGCCAAGCCAGUCCUGGUGAGAACUGGAGAGUGGUCGAGUGCCCCUGGAAGAUCAAGCCCCUCCUUUUCGUGCACCAGUUGCUUUGUGUGUGUCACACUGGAACUGUGGUCAUUCUGGUAGGACUCUGGGUGUGGCAGGUCAGGACUGUCCCUGUAGCCUCCCACUGCCCUGUCACCUCCCUGCAGCUAUGCUGCACUUGGGAUUGGCAGCUGUCAGUCAACCCAUGCCAGUGUCAGGGUCGAUGCUGUUCCAUGGCAAAGCACUUGACAAUCAGAUUGGCUUGGGUUGGAAGGGACCUUGAAGGUCAUCUAGUUUCCUCAAUCCUUGCCUGCCAUGUGCCCAGGCCACAUCUGCGGAGUGGGUGUACAGCUGGGAGCCUCAGGAGGGCAGGUAGCGAGGCUCCCCCGCCCACUCUUCCUCACUCCUUUAUGUUCUUACACCAUCCUCUCCCCUUUGGACAUCCCAGCACAUCCUCACCAUUUAUUCUGCUUACAAUCUCCAGCCCUUGAUAACACAAACACAUUUCAUGUGCUCAAGUCCAAAGCAAGUCAGCAGGACCAUAACCUCCCAGCAUUGCCCAUUGCUUGAAAACAUCAUGAUCCUCCUCUUCCAGGGAUCUGAACUGCCAUGGCAGCCCUUAAGCUGUCCUGAUAGCAGGGAUGGGGCUGAUCCCCCGCCCCAUCCUCAUCCCAGUGAGAUCUGCAGCAGAGCUCGUUGCUCAGCUUUCUGCUGUAGCUGGUGGAGAGGUGACCUGUGUAGUCAAGGUGGGCUGUAGAACCCAUUUCUGGUCUGGUCACAGUGAUGCUCUUCCCAACUCUCACAACGGCACCACAAGGCAGGCAAGCACCUGGAAUUGCUAAGGUUGGAAAAAACCUCUAAGAUCAUCCAGUCAGACCAUUAAUACCACACGGUGACACUGAGAGCCCCGAUCUCGUGACACAGCCACUGCAUCCUCAGAACCUUCACCCGACAGUUCAGCCAUGCUGGAGCGUGACCAGCUUUAUUUUAGGCACAUUCAUCUGCUUUUUGCCCAGGUGACCUAUGAAAUCCAACAGAAGCAACACCAGUUCCUUCGUUGGGCCGGGCUGGCGCUGCUGGAGUUGGUUGUGCCCCACUCAUUAACACUGUCUGUCUGAACCACAUGCUGCACACUCCGUAUUUUGUACAUAUGUGCCUAUUCCCAGAUAUUCUUCCCAAAGUAGGCCAUGCUGUGUUACACAACCUGAAAUGCUCAAAUCCUCAUGUGGGCUGAUAUAAAAGUGAAUAUUUAAAUAUUUUAUCUAGCUUGGCAGACAUUAAAAAGUACAAUCCAGGUCACAGAUGACUGAAUUUCUCCUCUCUCAAGAGCACCAGAAUUGGGCUGAGGAGAUUCUCCUGUAUAUUAAGGUAUCAUGUUCCAUGUUAAAAUAUAGCAGUGGCAUUUCUUUGCCAAUGGAUAAUCAUGGAGUGCCAAACAUUUAAUGAGCCCAACUGAUCUCCUGAGAGCUCUUUCCAUUUUAUCUGCUUUCCCCUACUUGCCAAUUUAUGGGCAUAGAUUAAAAAUAAUAAAUAUGACUGCCAACGGGGGGAAGAACACCCUGAGUGCAUACAGAUGGAUUGGGCUGCAGUCAGUGGAACAGUAAAUAAGCCAGGUUUGUUCUGCUUGGAGAUAUUAGCGGAAGGCUGUGGUCCUUGAGCUCCAUCAGGAACCUGUUGGACAUAUCUGGUUCAUCUAAAAACGGACACUGUGGGGACCAGCAUGUCCACGGUACAUCUGUGAACCUACACCAGGUGUGAAGUCUGGUCUUGCUCAAGUUUCUGAAGGUUGGUGGAAGUCUAGCAGUGUUCGUGCCUGGCCUUGCACUCAGUGUCUCCUUGGGUUAGAGGGACCAUUGGAGCUGGCUCUGGAUGCUGGUUGGAGGUGUUCUGAAGGAGGAAUGGAUUGGGUAGUUUCUAACUUUGCACCCUGGGAAGAAACCUAGAGAGGAGUGAGCAUCACAUCCCAGGAGAGCUCCUGCUUCUGCUGAUGUUUUUUCUGGGGAAGGUCUUGCUCCUGGUGCAAACAUGAGGCUGAACUUGGCUUCUCCAGAGAGCUCCCUCAAAUUUCCUCCCAGCAACUUUUUCAUCUCUAUUUCCCUUUCAAGACACCCAACAGCCUGAACAGAAGCUUUGCAGACUCCCUUGGGGACAGAGCCUGAAUUUACACCUCAGCUUUAAUGAUAAAUGGAAGUUUUGCUUGGAGGGAGGCAGGUUGUAGCACCAGAGGUGGUGUUUUGGAGGGUGCAUUCCAGAGGUCCAUGGCUGGCAGGAACACAGUGCCAUUUCCUCGUGGAUGGACCAUGUUUGGCCAUGGGAAGCGCUCCCCAUCAUGGGAUGCUGGCAAGGGGAGCACAGGCUGUUCCUUUCACCGAGAUUCCUGUUUUCCUGUAGUAAUAGUUAUUUAGGGGUAAGGUUUUCUCAGCUGGAAUGUCACUUUACAGAUUAAAACCCCAAAACAAUAAGGGCAAGGAGUCUGUCCUGAGGAGUUUACAGUCUACAGCAAAGACCAUAUAACCUGCACUGCACUUUAGGAGCCUCAAAUGCUCACUCACCCAUGAAUUUACUCUCCACUGGGCAGCAGCACCUCAAGGACUGUUGUCCCUUCCUUAGGUGACCCCACGAGCAGCCCCAUGACCACAUCCCCCUGCUGAUGUCACAGUGGGGCUCUCCUGCCCCUCCACUACUGCCCUGCAAAAGUGCCUGAGCAAAGUCCAGGAGUGCCAAGCCAUGCUGGGUUUGUCCCUGUGCUCUCAGGGUGGGCCUUUCCCAGUCCCCACACAGCUCUUCUCUCUGGGAUGGCCAUGGAUGUGAUGGGAAACGUGCCUGGAUGCACCACUGCCUGCCAAAACUUAGAGCUGCCCAUCAAUUCACGUGGUGGCCUCUGAGCUCAUGCAAAAUGUCCUCCUUCAGACACUUAGAAGCCAAACCUAGACUUUGACGUAUUUUGAUCUGUUUGAGAGUCAAAGGAUGUGGGGGGGUUGUGAAUCUGGUCUUCCUUGGACAGACUCCAGGUUUUCUAGGAUUGUUGUCUCAAGCUCUGCUUUCUCCAGGUAAAAAUUGAGCCUGGAUUUUGCUGGGGAAAGGAAUGAAAAAAAACCCAAACAAAACUCCCAGUCAGGAACUUCAGUGAGGUUUGCCCCAAAGCCUUCAGAACGUGCCCACAGGCAGGGUGGGGGCAGGACACCACCCUGGUGCUGUCACAGCUGAGGCAGAGCCUGCAGCAAGGGAUGGGCUCUCGGUGAGGGAAAUCCCCAGGCAAGAUCUGGAUGGAACAUGCUUGGCCACAGAGUCCCCAAAGGCAGUGCUGAUGUGACUUUAUCCAUAUUAAUGUCUGGAUUACAGACUGCCAGGACCCUGAGGCCACGGGCUCCUCCACAGUGCUGUGUGAUAGCAGAGCAGGGAUGCUUCACCCCCCAUGGGCAUCUCCUAAUAGGGAUCUUUCCACAGGUUUCAGCCUCCCAGAGGUGCCUCUGUAGUCUCUUGUUCCUCGCAGGAACAGGUUCAAACCUGUUAACCAAUGACCUGUCAGUGUUGUGAGGCCAAGUGUGUGGGAAGUGAGCCUUCCCCUGCACACCUUUCCCAUGGUGGCAAUGCCAGGGCCCUGGGCUGGCCCUGGGGGACUUUCAGCCCAGUGGCUGCUCCAGCACUUAGUUCUGCAUAAAGUAUUAAGAGUGCAAAGAGGAGUUAAAAAAUAGAAAUAAAAUAGUCCAGCAUUUUAGGUUGGUUUUUCUCCCACUGCUCUGUACAGGGAAAACCUCAGGUGGGUAAAACCCUCUGAAAAGCCACAAAGGCCGGUGGGGAAAAUAACUCUGUUCUCUAUGUCAGUGAGGGACUCAAGUGCACGGCACGGGAGGAGUGAGUUGUGGCAGAAGGGAGCUGAGUCAGAUCUCGGGGAAGGCUUUGCCAAGGUAAGGGAUGGAGAAACUCUGAAACAGGCCACAAAGGUUCUACCUUGGGAGGGCUUUGAGAAGCAGGUGGGCAAAUGCCAGAAAGGAGCACUGCCCAUGACCUUGUUGUGGGCCAGGGAGUGGUGGAGGUGCCCACAGGGCAUCUCUUCAAAACAUGUUUGUAGUUCUGCCUCAUCCCAUCCUUUGGGUGUCCCAGCCCCAAAGCAUCUCCCACCAGCCAGGGCAGCUGCUGGGGCUCUCUCUUAGUUUUGGUGUUGACCCUUAAAUGCAAUAAAGAUAAAACACCUGAGAGGGAAGAAUGUGAACUUAGUGGAAAACCAGGGCAUGCAGAUGUUACUGCUGUAUUUCCCUAGUUAGAAGGCAGCAGCUCCAGCAACUUGCUCCUCAGGACCCUUCAUCAUCUGCAGCUGCAGUGGGUAAACCAUGCUGGUAAAUUAAGGGGGAGAUUUUAAAAGUUACUCUUUGAUUUGGGUUAGCUCACAUGAGAAAUCUAAACAUAAAACACAAACCCCUCCCCCACAAAACUAAAAGCAAACAAACAACUUACAUGUGAUUUCCAGAAGGACAAUUUGUUCUGUUCCCUUCCCCUGGACCUCGAGGGAAGGUCAGUCCCAGCAACGCUUCCCAGCUAUCACCAACAAAAUGAAGCAGGUCUCACCACUUCCAAAAAAUCACAUCCUGAGAAAACAGUAUUUUAGACAAAGCAAUAAGAACCUCAUCACAGUGCAGCAAGGAGAGGGGUCUCUUGUCACCCUAGGAGGUGCUUUUGACCCUGAAGGCCCUUCCCCAGCCCAAGUGUUUGAAAUCCUGUUGAUUUUCACCUCUUACCAGUGCUGGUCCAUUCCUGACACCUCAGCUGGGAACACUUACACCAUAGCAAGUCAUUUCUUACCAUGGAAAAGGCAAUCAUAAAAGUCUGUCUUUGAGCCUGGUGAUGUUCCUGUGAUGCCCAUGGAGGAGAGGGUGAUUUCCUGAUGGCAACAGGAACACCUUUGACACAGUCCUGCCAGGUCUUCAAAAAUCAAACUGUUAUGAGCCCCAACACCCCCCUCACUGCCCCCCCCCCCCAAUUUAAUUUUAUACUGAGGUGUUUCAGGUCUACCUUUAGUUCUGGCCAGUUUUUAUCAAAUGGGACCACUCUCGGUGGUGCUUUUCAUCUCAGAUCAGAGCAGACCAGAAAAAGAAAGAAAAUCACAGAAUCCCAGAAGGGUUUGCUUUGGAAGAGACCUUAAAGCCCAUCCAAUCCCACCCCUGCCAUGGGUAGGGGCACCUACCACUAGACCAGGUUGCUCCAAGCCCUGUCCAAGCCACUUAAGUCCCCACCCAAAAAAUCCCCAAACAACCCCCUUUUCUUUGAAAUGCAUUUUUAGGAGGUUUUGGGGCUGAUGGCUCCUUACCUGAAUAGACUUCCUUAAUUGUGGGGCUGCUUGACCUGGGGGGGAUCUGAAGCAGGGUGUCCCCAGCACGAGUUUGGGUUGAUGCUGAGCCGUGCUGGCACUUCCCUCCCCUUGCUGUGGGAUGUGCCCUGUCACACCAGGGCUCAUUCCCACUGGGAAUGCAAUGGGGCCACAGUGGUGUGGCAGCUCCUUACUGACACAAGUGCCUUUCCUGGAGGUCCCCACGGGCUUCCUGGGGUGGGUGGUCUCACUGUGCUGGAAAGGGCAGCGCUCACCUGGGGUGGAAACCUGGACCUGCCCAGACCCCAAGGUAUCCUCUGGGAGUCCUCCUUCCUGCACGGGGGUAGUUUGGGGUAGCUGGUUUUGGCCAACCCAAGAAACCUGCUCUGGCAAAUGCACAUCUGGGUGCACAUGCCAGGGACAGGGGCAGGGACAGUCCCCGAGAGGACACGUGAGGAGUGCAGGGAGGGGGCAAACCCUGUCCCCACUUUGUUGUGGGACGUGCCCCUUCUGGUGGGUUUGCUCCAGGGUAGGUGCAUUGCUGCUGCCAUGGACAAGCCUUCAGGCUGGAGAGCCUUCCUCUUCCUCCUACUCCUCCUCCUGUCCCUCCCAGGGCUGUGGGCCAGAGCCAGCUGCUGCUGCAGCACAGGAGCCAUCUCACUGCCAGGUUUCCAUCCCCUUCGGAGUGAGGCCAGGUGCUGUAGGAGAGUCAUUUUGGGGGACACUGAAGACAGGUGAGGAUCACCUCCUGUGCCCUGCACCCAACAGGGUGGGGAUCAAGACACCUCAGGCGCCCCAAACCUCCUCUGCACUACCCAAACUCAGCGCUCUGAGCCAGGGAGACCUCCUGGAGCACCUGCUGAAACAGAGCAUCCACCUCGAGCUGGACAUGUUAAAAGCAGUUUUCUCCCCUUUUGGCACUGACUGAUCAUACAAACAGCCUGGAAUCAGAGCUCAGGCCAGUCUUUGUGGAGGUUGGCUCCACCUCUGCAGCGGUGGCACAGUGGGGACAGGGAGGUGCCAGCCUGCAUUGGCUUCCUGGGUGCUUCCUCAGCAUCCGUGGGGCUGCCCUGAUCCUCCUGAAAAAGGUCCAUUUUUUAAUAACAGCAGAAGUAUUGCCCGUAUCUCCUGUGAUUUGUCAUUGGAUAGAAGGAGCUGAUGGGAGACAGGAGGCUCUCCCAAGGGAGGGUCACCUGUUCCAGGCCAUAAUUGAUUUCCUUAAUUCCAUAGCUGAGAUUAAAGAAGGAGAUGUUCACUGUCUGAUGGGGUCUUUAACCAUGUGCACUUAGUCAGUAGGUGAGUAGAUGUUGCUGCCUGUAUCUAUCUACCCUACCCAGUUGCUACGUGUGAACAAGUGUAUAUCUCCCCAGUGUUGUGGGUUCUGCCUGUGGUGACACGAUGAGGGAAGGUGGGGACUCCUGCAGCUUCCUUCUGUACAGUGUAGAGAGGAAACCUGGAACAACCCCAGGCACCGCUUGUAACUACAUUUGUUCAAGAAAUGUCAUCUUAAUCCCAAACUGUUGACACUUUAUGCAUGUGCUAAUGAAAUUUAAAAAGAAAAAAAACCAAUUAAUAAAGAUUUUAAGAGGUUACAGUA
This is a messenger RNA of Chiroxiphia lanceolata (lance-tailed manakin), 11588 nucleotides long. Its product is annotated as wiskott-Aldrich syndrome protein family member 3-like. The record is from RefSeq and is a predicted model, not a curated record. Gene Ontology annotation, molecular function: actin binding; Arp2/3 complex binding; protein kinase A regulatory subunit binding. Lineage: Eukaryota; Metazoa; Chordata; Aves; Passeriformes; Pipridae. Gene Ontology annotation, biological process: actin cytoskeleton organization; positive regulation of Arp2/3 complex-mediated actin nucleation. Gene Ontology annotation, cellular component: lamellipodium; SCAR complex; cytoskeleton.